GAAUUGGACAAAAUUUACAAAAACCUCACAACCUUAUCCUUCCUGGAUUACACAUGGCAAAAACCUACUGAUAAGCCUGAACACAGAUCAGGACAGAAAUUCUUUGUUGGUUUCUUCAUGCCGUGACUGAAUAAAUCAAUUCAGUUCCACCUUCAACUUCUAGUUGUAAUACUCUCCAUUUCUAAUUAUACGUAUAUAAAUGUAUAUACAUCAUACAACAUACUAGUAGCAAUUUUUCUCAAUGAAUGAGGUCCACUUAUAGUUUUAUUAUUAUUACAAAACAAGUCAGUUGGCAUAAUUCUAUAAGACAAUUUGGUGCUUUCUAAACCACACAAAAAGAUGAUCUAGACGUUUGCAUAGAUCAGGAACAGAGCUCAGGCCUUAGUAUAUAUAAGGUUCCCAAUACUAGAACUUUUUCUUCACACAAAAUUUGACCUGAAAUACCUCUUUUUAUCAUAGUGAUGUUGGAAGGGAAAGCAGUGAUUGGAGAGACAGAUAUGUUGCAGACUAUGCAACAGGAUGCGCUUGGUUUAGCCGCCAAAGCACUUGAUGUUUUCGAUGUCACAGAGGCCACAGAGAUAGCCCGAUUGAUUAAAAAGGAAUUUGAUCGGUUACAUGGAGCUGGGUGGCAAUGCAUUGUGGGGACAGAUUUUGGGUCAUUUGUAACUCAUUGUUCUGGCUGUUUCAUUCAUUUUAGUGUAGGGAGUCUUGCCAUAUUGCUCUUUAAAGGAUCUGCUGGUUUUGAUGCUGAGGCUAACCAAUUUCCAGCCAUGGAGUCUGUCAAAGCUUAGAAGUUUCUUUUCUCUUUCUUUCAUUAUGUUAUGCUCUUCUUGUAUCCCCUUGUAUUUUCAGUAGAGACUACAAGAAUAAAAAGGAAAAAAGAAAAACAGAGAAUAGUAUUAGAUUCAAA
Molecule: messenger RNA, 910 nt
Organism: Cannabis sativa
Lineage: Eukaryota; Viridiplantae; Streptophyta; Magnoliopsida; Rosales; Cannabaceae
Exons: 2
Coding region: 462-791 (109 amino acids)
Biological process (GO): microtubule-based process
Cellular component (GO): dynein complex
Molecular function (GO): dynein light intermediate chain binding; dynein intermediate chain binding
Source: RefSeq, a predicted model, not a curated record